This is a messenger RNA of Trichobilharzia regenti, 1779 nucleotides long. NCBI's taxonomy places the organism in Eukaryota, Metazoa, Platyhelminthes, Trematoda, Strigeidida, Schistosomatidae. The record is from the annotation of a GenBank genome assembly.
CGAAGAUCAGGAACUGUUACUUUGAAACCAUUGGAGUGGCCUAACGAAGUCGAUCCGGCUUACACUAGCUCGUAAAAUGAUACUGAAUACUGGAGGCACAUUGAAUAUGUAACACCGCCAGUGUGGUUAUACAACUAGCUUCGUUACAAUAUGAAGCGGCAAGCUACCGACCAAGUUGAGAAACCGACAAAAACUAAAAUGCGCCAAACAACACUGUUUUCCUCUGAUAAUCCUGCAUCACAGCCAGUAAACGAGGAAUUAUGGGAGACUACAACAUCAUUACUGGUCUACACACAUCCUAAAUGUCAACCAAGCAGUAAAAUUUUAGGCUUGGAUUUGGAUGGUACAGUUAUUGUCCCAUCAUCAGGCAAAGUUUUCCCAAAAGAUUAUACAGACUGGAAGCUGAUCAAUAAUAAUGUUGUGCUUAAGCUCAAAGAAUAUUUUGAUAAAGGAUAUAAGAUUGUUUUGUUAUCUAAUCAAAGAGGCAUAACAAAGGGUUAUCAAGAUAUACCUAGUUUUAAAAUAAAAAUACAAAAUAUUGUAGAUAAACUGAACAUACCAGUUCAAGCUAUGUUUUCUAUACUAGAGGAUAAAAAUCGUAAACCUCUUACUGGUAUGUGGGAUUAUCUUGCGGAAAAAGGCAACUCUGGAGUGCCUAUUGAUUUAUCUGAAUCACUGUAUUCUGGAGAUGCUGCUGGUCGUCCAGCUUCUGGAAAUCGUAAAAAAGAUCAUUCGUGUUGUGAUCGUUUAUUUGCUUUGAAUAUUGGAAUACGUUUUGUAACCCCUGAAGUGUUAUGGUUUGAUCAACCGGAUACAGAAAAAUUUGAAAUGCCUAAAUUCAAUCCAACUGAACUACUAUGGUCUACUGAUUUGGAGGCGAAUAGCAAGCUGCCAUUAAUUGAAAAACCAAAUCAACUAGAACUUAUCCUAAUGGUUGGAUAUCCUGCAUCUGGUAAAUCGCACUUUUGUAGUCAGGUGUUGGCACCAUUGGGUUAUGAAAUCAUAAGCAGGGAUGCCCUUGGAACAUGGCAAAAGUGUGCUCAUGCUACUGAACAGGCUAUAGCAAAGAAAUUAUCUGUUGUAGUCGAUAAUACAAAUAUGGAUGUUGAAUCAAGAUCACGUUAUAUUAAGAUAGCUAAAAUAUGGGAUAUUCCAGUGCGUUGUUUUCUCCUGGAAACAUCGUAUGAACAUGCUCAACAUAAUGAAAAAUUUCGUGCACUGACAAAUCCAUCCCAUAAACCAAUCAGCAGUAUGGUAUUCAGUAUGAUGAAAUCGAAAUAUCAGGAGCCGACUGUGCAAGAAGGUUUUCAUGAGAUAUUAACUAUCCCUUUUAUACUAGAUAUAAAUAUGCAGCAUGCUGCAUUGUAUUGUAAAUAUUUAUUAGAAAAGUAGCGCUGAACACGAGUGUAAAGAGAUUAUAAGCUAUCGUGUCAGUUUUUUUUUACCUGUAUUCAAUUCAACCUCGGUGUGCGUUGUGUCGUGUCGUGUCUGAGUGCCUGUGUGUGUGUGUGUGUAUCUGUACGUCUUUUAAUUUUGCAACUGGGAGUGGCAUCUAUUUUCUUUCUCUAUGAGUUUACUGUACUUCUUGUUAUUUGCAUACUAACAUUGUACAUAAUUUUGUUUAUUACAAGAUAAUAAUUGAAGAUUAUUCACUUGGAAAAUCAAUAAUCUAAAAGAUCAAUAAACAAUAAAAUAUAUAUGCAUAUAUUAUAUUUCUCUAUUUCACUUGUUGUUUUAUUACUUGUUACCCUUGUUCAUUCAAGUUGGUUACUGUUCAGU